This is a messenger RNA of Rana temporaria (common frog), 2478 nucleotides long. It is a transcript of the gene GASK1A, whose product is annotated as golgi associated kinase 1A. Bases 451 to 2274 code for a protein of 607 amino acids. Gene Ontology annotation, cellular component: Golgi apparatus. The record is from RefSeq and is a predicted model, not a curated record. The transcript has 5 exons. Lineage: Eukaryota; Metazoa; Chordata; Amphibia; Anura; Ranidae.
CCUCUCCUCCUGUUCACAGUCUGGUCUGAGCUGGCUGCAGCCCUUGCUUUACUGAGUGACACAAAUAAUUUGGCUGAUCCAGCACACUCAGCCCUGGGGGGGGGAUCAAAUCAUCUCAGAACGUAUAAAUGGAAGCAGGAAGCUAAUAGGUUCUUUAGUUGCAGGGGUAAGACCGCCGGCUCAAAAGUUUUUAUGCGAAAUAAGCAGAAAGUUUGGAAACAGUAACCAUUGUCUACAACGCAUCUGGAUGGGAUUUGCAGAGGGAAUACAGACAGCUUGCUGCAGGAGUGUGAGCCUUGUGAAUCUGAUACUCCCAACUUAUGAAGCACUUGUAGGAUCCUAAGGAAAGAAAGAGGACAAGGCACUCCCUGCCUAUGGAAAGGAGGUCCAGAAGAAGGGCACACGACUACUUUGGAUGGCCGUUCAGCCUUGUGCACUGUGCUAUAUGACAUGGCCCUGCGGUUGUGGCUCAGAAUGUGUUUGAAGAGGAGGCCUAUUGCGGGGUUUUUCUUCCUGUUUGCCUUUUCUUUGGUGAUAAUUAACAGUUUUCCCGCACUGCCAGCAGACAUAGCUGAAAACAUUGAUUUCCAGCAGAAAAUACAACACAGGAAAAUGGUUCGACACAAACGGCUAUUGGCUGACACUAUGGACUUCAUCCCUAAACUUGCUCAAAAUAAUAACCACAGAAGCUGGGAAUCUGGCCUGCAGAAACACCACCAAGACUUACAGAUACAUACUAACAGCAGCCGCGACUGCAAGGAGAAGAAACGUUUAGAACAGCUUAACAAGCAACCACAAAGGAAAACUAACCAUUAUAAAACCAAAGAUAAAAAGUCUAUGGUCAAAAAACCUUCACAUACUGUAAGAAAUGCCACAGGAAUUAGACCAAAGAAUAUUACACUAGCAGCCAACGUAAAUAAAUUUGUAGAAAGGUUUCCAGAAGAUCAGAUAGGUCUCCAUGCUGGCAAGGAUCUCCAAAACCCGAAACAAAGGAACGUCUUCCCUAAACCUAUUUUGCGUAAGAAUAAGCCAGUACAAACCGUUAAAAGUAAAGUGCGCAUCAAACUUAAAAAUGACACCCCGGUUCUGCCAGAUAUGCAGAAAACAGAUGAACACGUAGUUCCAUUAGAUACGUUUCCAACCUCAUCGAAAGCAGACGCUGUGAAGAAUGGGGAAAGUGCCAGAGAAAACUUGAGCCGUGAAACCGUUUUUUUCCAGGAUACGUCGACAAAACAAAAACCACAUUUGAGAUCAGACUGCUUGAAAUUGAAUUCAAAGCCAGCACCAGUAAAAAGUGAAGGAUUUCUUGAAAAUUCUCCCCCGUGGUUUUCUUCUGAUGAUUUACAGAAGAUGAAGUUAUUGGCAGAGGGUGAGAUCGUUGCAAAGUCCAGGAUUCCUGCACAUGGACAGGUUCUUAAAGUUGCUUUGUGUCAAAGCCAGAUAGAAGACAGUUGCCAGAGAACGAGUCACUGCGCACAGGGGUCCUGUGGAUUAAUCAAAAGACCCAGUGAUCUAUAUGAGGUGUUAGCAUUUCACCUUGAUAGAGUUUUAGGACUGAAUCGCAGUCUUCCAACUGUCGCUCGGAUAUUUACAAGUGACUUACUGCCAUAUAAGUACACAAAUGGUGCUGCAAGGCCAAUUGUAUGGUGGGAUCCAGACAUCAAGCACUUAAAUGACACUAACAAUGACCAGAACUCUCAUGAUGUAGGUUGGUUGGCAUAUCAGGAAAUGCUGAAACACAGAUGUGGUAUGGAAGACUCUGUCACACCUAUUGAUACUCCACCAUGCGUGGGCAUCAAGCACACAGAAUGGGCCAAGUUGGGUUUGUUUGAUUUUCUCCUGCAGGUUCAGGACAGAUUAGACCGUUACUGUUGUGGAUUUAGACCAGACUCUACAGAGCCUUGUGUAGAAGAGCUGCUUCAUGACAAAUGUCGUAACCCAAAGGAACUGAUCUUGGUGCACAUUCUGGUCCGCCAUAGUGACCCUUCUAACUUAGUUUACAUUGACAAUGCUGGGAGACCAAACCACCCUAAGGACAAUCUUAAUUUUAGACUCUUACAAGGGAUUGAUAGGUAUCCUAAAUCCGUAGUGCAACUGCUAAAGACGGGAUGUUUACACGACAUGCUAUUGACAUCAUUGCAGAUGGAUCACAAAUUCUGGGAGAGCCAAGGAGGCUUCCAGGGAGUGAAAGCAUUGGUGGAAACCAUAGUCCAAAGAGGACAGAUUCUAGUGGAAUACAUAGAAAAGAACAAUUUCCUUCUUACUUCUCAAUAAUAUACCUUCAACCACCAGUUAAUUUUCUGUAAAUACUGUGAAUUUUUGGGGGAUUUUCACCUCAUCUGGCUGUUUCCCCCUAGAGACAUAUGAACAAUGUAAAUUGCUCAGAAUGGAAGGAUUACUGACUGGUUUACCUAGUUGUUAUUUUUUUUUUAUUAAUGGUUAUUAAAAGGACAUGUUAAGUGUCUCCUAAGCAGCUUA